This is a messenger RNA of Prorocentrum cordatum, 1842 nucleotides long. Lineage: Eukaryota; Dinophyceae; Prorocentrales; Prorocentraceae. The record is from the annotation of a GenBank genome assembly.
AUGACUGCUGCGGUGAGGCGUCCCAGCAGUCUUCUUCUCGCGGGGUUAGAGCAGAUCCAGGACGACAAGCCGUGCCUGGACAUCCCGUCCCUGUCGCAGGCCGAGACGGAGUGCUCGGGCGACGAGGGGGAGCACCGCGGCAGAGAGGUGGAGUCCAGCGACAACAGCCCGAGUGACGACGCGUGGGGCACGGAGGCAUGGGGGCCGCCCGCCAUCGGCGGGUCGGUGGCGCUCAUGGAGCUCCACAUGGUGCCCCGCAUGGGUCUCCUCUCGCAGGCGCGGGCUGCCGACACCCUCAAAAUCGCGUGCGGGCCGAUGCGCCUGUUCAUGCUCGAUAGGUUCGUGGAUUUGACGACCGCCGACGUCAAAGUCACAGGCCCGCGUCAGUUGGGAGGCUCUGCUUCUCCUGAUGCGGCUCCGAAGUGGCGCCUCCCCAAGCGGGCUGCCGACGGCGAGGCCGCGGGCGCUCCUGCCCUCGGCAAUGCCAAGGCACCCCCGCCCAGGCAGGGCGGAGGCGCAACUUCGGGGUUUGGGGGACCGAACGCCGCAGCCAGCGGUCCGCAGGAGAACGCCGUUCAAGACAAAGGAGACAAGAAGAAUCGCAACCGCCACCUGGGCAAGGUCAAGGACAUGGGUUUCAACAAGAAGCAAGCGGCAUUCAUCAACGUGAUGGUCAAGCAGGUGCUGCUCACCUCGCAGAUGGUGCGGGACCUGUGGGCCGCGGGCGUGGACACGUUCUUCAUGGACGCAGACGCGCCAGAGGUGGUCGCUGUCAGCGAGUGCGGGGUGACAUAUUCACACGAAGUCCGAGCCCGCGGAAAAGGCCACCAGCUCGGUCCUCCUCACCUUCAUAUCUUCGAUGGGUUUCUCAGCCAGUUGCUCGAGCGUGGAGUAGCGCUGGGACGGCUGACGCGCGCGAGGCUCAAGCUCUGGCACGACAAAGCAUGGGUGGAGCUGCGGACCGAUGAGCUGUACGACAUUAUGCGGCUGUUCCGAGUGAUGAAAUGUUACGACCAGACCAAGCGCAAGAGACACAUCAUGCGGAGAGACGUGCCGAUGGACCAGCCCUCGCCAGAGUCCGACGAGCAGCCGCUGCCUUCUCCCAUACAAGUCCGCGGCCUGCUGCAAAAGGCGCUGGUCGAAGCAGGGGCGCGCAGGGCCCUGGGCGCGGCGCCUCCUGGCGCCAUGGAGGAGAUCAUGCAAAACGCGGUGGACGGCAAGGAGGUUCCGUCGCGUUUUGCUGCAGCUCGAACACUACUCGGGCGUGAGUUUGUUUCGUACUUGGUGCUGUUCACUGGCUGCACCUACGAGUUCGCUGAUUACAAUGGCUUCGGCCUAGCGCCGUGCAUCGUCAGGGACGUCGUCGCGCCCAUACGUGACUAUGCGGUUUCCGACCAGGCGCAGCUUCAGACAUGCGCGUCUACCAGGCAUGGUGACCUGAACUUCAAUUUGUUUUCCGCGAAGUUGCAGUCGCCGUGCGCAUUAUGUAUUGAGCUCGGCUACCGGUGCGAGCAGGACCCCACUGCACGCCCCAGCGAUGCCUCGGGGCCCGAGGACCUGGACGCUCUGCGCAGGCCGGCCAUGGGCAAGAAGCACAAGAAGAGCCACGGCCUCUGCCCACGCUGCGGGAAGCGCUCGUUCCACCUCCAGAAGAAGAAGUGCGCCGCCUGCGGGUAUCCCGCAUCCAAGAUCCGGUCCUACGAGUGGUCCAAGAAGGCCAAGCGCCGCCGCGCGCCGGGCACCGGCCGCAUGUCGUACCUCAAGACGAUGCCGCGCCGCUUCAAGAACGGCUUCCGCAGUGGCACCACGGCGCCAGCGCGCAAGAAGACCGCGGCCAGCUGA